Molecule: messenger RNA, 3001 nt
Organism: Archocentrus centrarchus (flier cichlid)
Lineage: Eukaryota; Metazoa; Chordata; Actinopteri; Cichliformes; Cichlidae
Product: T-cell surface antigen CD2
Exons: 6
Coding region: 161-1285 (374 amino acids)
Cellular component (GO): membrane
Source: RefSeq, a predicted model, not a curated record
UUCAGUACAACCUCACAUCAAGGCUUUCACACAUUCUCCUCUGAGGCUGAUCACUAACAGGACACACUGCAGUCUGUUCACAGCAGCACAUGUUGGGUUGUUUUUGAGGGGAAAACUUUGAAAGCUGCUGAGUGGAUCAACAGAGGCUGAACAGUGAGCAAUGGAAGCUGUAGUUGGACUGCUGUUGGUGUUGUUUGGAGUCUCUCAUGGUGUGGAAACUCACUGUGAUGGCAGACAGAACAGAACUCAGUGUUAUGGAGCUUUGGGAGGAAGUGUGGACAUCCAGCUGAUAGACAGCAGUGCAGAAAUACCUAAAUAUGAUCUGUUAAAGAAUUCAUUAAGAAUACUAGAUGUGAGAAAUAAUAAGGUUAUUCUUAAUACCAUAAAACAUAGCUCUGUUUUUCCCAGUAAUGGAACAUUUAGGAUCAAUAACCUGAGCAGGAAUGACAGUGAUGAAUAUACACUUCAAACCUUUGAUUCAGAUGGACAAAGAACAGGCGAGCGGACUCUACAUCUGUUUAUUCAAGCUCCUGUGUCCUCUGUCCUGCUGGUCUCUGAGUGUCUGUCCCAGGGAGAGAUGAGGGUGUCCUGCUCCUCUGAGGGAGGGGACAGUCCUCAGUACAGCUGGACUCUGGAUGGACGCACACUGACAGAUGCUGAGCUCCUUUCUAGAAACAAUGAGGGUAACAACAUCACUCUGAAACAGCACGUCUCAGGACAUCUGGUCUGCUCAGUCAGGAACAACGUCAGUGAUGUCUCCAAAGGACAGAGGAUAUCUACCUGUGGCUUCAUUUUCAUUAACUGCACCUCAACCAAUGGGACACAGAUAUUUGGGUGGGUGUAUGAAGCCAAUAACACUCUAUGUGUUAAACCGACAACAAACCCUACAACAACCACACAAACUGCGGGGGGUAAGGAGACUGACAAAGUGUCAAUUGAACCCACUAAUAUCAGCAGUGAUACCCCAUGGUACAUUAGUUAUUUGCCGCUGAUUGGUGGAGUUCUCUCAGCACUAAUAAUUUUCUUAGUUGUGGGUGUUGCAGUGAUCUGUGCUCAGAGGAAAAAACAAAGCAGCAAACCUACAAAACACAAAGAGGAAGACGAUGACCAGGAUGUAACCUACGCUGAUGUCAGAAUCAUGAAUCGUCAGGGGAAGCAAGUGGCUCAAACAGCACAGGCGGAAGUGGAGGUGGAGUACGGCCAAGUCAGGUUUUCAAAGCGAUCUCGAAACUCUCAACCAAUAGGAGAUGAUUGUAUGUACGCCCAGGUGCAGAAAGUCAGGUGAUUUAAGUAUCAGCACUGUUAUACGGACUGCACCACAGACGGUCCUUAGAGGGAGGAGCUGAUGUCAAAAUACAUUAAUGUGUUUUAUUAAAUGCAGUUUCCCAGAAAAACACAAACCAUCGGAACUCAGAAGUAUUUUUUUUUUAACAGGGUAUAAAUGCAUCAUUUCAUAUGAGGUUACACAGGCACAGUUAGUUUUGUAGCUGUUUAAUACUUCUAAAAAUUAUUAUUCAUUUUCCACUCAGUUUUAUAUUUAUAUAAUAGUUUUAUAUUAUCUAUAAUUUACUCACAUAUUUUAUUUUGCUGUUGAAACACCGAUAGACUGAAUUAAUAACACAAUUUUAAUAAUGCAAUUUGGACUAAUUUAAUCCUUAAAAUGAUUACUUUUAAUCUAAUGCCAUAAAGCUUAAAUAAUAAAAAAAAUUCAGUUAUGUUUAAUGAAUAUGUAAUUAUUAAACAGAUGUCAGUAAUUAUUUGAGAGACAAAAUACCUCAAAUAAGUUAUUGGCACAGUGUGAUUUGCAAAAACAGAAUUAUUAAUAGUUGGGUGCACUGUGUGGGUGGAGGCUGUCGUCCGUUGGCUCUCCGGUCCAAAGAUAAAUUUACAACAAAGUGUUUCUCAGGAAGUUCACAGUAAGCAGACGUGUGAGCGGAUUUGUUUCCAUGAUGCACUUCUGCUUUUUUUCUCAGUCGUUAGUUUUCAUUCUUUUCUUUCCUGCUCAAACUAUUUGGAUAAGACAGAAGUGAAAUAUACACUAAGUGCAAUAAUACAGUGGAGUGUGUGUUGUGUUGUUUAAUUGUGACACUGGCUGUAAUAUAAAAUAAUAAUACGUUUUGUUCCAGUGUAAUGAGACCAUCAGUCUUUUCAAUACCUGUUAGAUUAUGUCUCUAAAUUGCCUUCAAAUACAAAAUGACAUCAUAUAAUAAACUUUUAAAUCUACUAUUUAAAGUGUAUUUGUGACUACACUAAAAUCUGUUCAGUAAACUAGAAGGAAGAAAGGCUGGUUGAAGGAAGAAAACUUUUUUACUGCAUGUGAAAUGUUUAUCAUUUAACAGCAUCGAGUUAUGUUUUCUAUAUUUAGUCUGAUCGUACUUCCUAUGUGUUUGUGGUUUCGAGUUUAAUAUGUACCUGUGAGAAGAGUUUCUUCAAACAGUUCAUGGUUUUAAUGAUAUUUAUGUUUUAACUUUCAAGUUUGGGGGAUUGCUGAUAUUCAUUCAAAUAAUUUAGAGUAAAAAAAAAGGUCAACUGAACAAAAGCCUGCUGAAAUAGAUAUUUUAGUAUUAAUCAACAGUUAAUCUCAGGAUGGAAAGUUAUUUUAGCCUUGGUUAAAACCAAACUACAUAAAAAUAAUGGUUCAAAUAAAUAAUGAUAAAAGGCGAAACACAGUCAAUAAUAGGAUAAUGUACACGUUGAGUCCAGUAACUCCUCAAUUCAAGAUUACAGAGAUUCAGGAUUCAAAGGUUUUCUUGCUGAUUGAGUGUCAGACAGAUGCAGCUCAGUGAACAGUGAACGUUUCACAAACAACAGGUUUUCAUACCCGAGCAGAAUAAGGCUGUAUAGGGUCAUUUACCAACACCCCUGGUGUGAGUGUGUCAGUCUGUCUCACAGGAAGUUUAGUAUCAUGCUCCAUCCAUCCAUCCAUCCAUUCGCUUCCGCACAUCCUGUUAAGGGUCACGGGGGGGGCUGGAGCCUAUCCCAGUUGUCACAGGGCGAGAGG